AUGGCGUCCAACGCGUCGACACAGGCAGGCAGCAAGAGGUGGACGUACUUUCAUUCUGCGCUGCAGCUCGCCAUACAGCGGUCUGCACAUAAAUGGACUUAUGAGGACUUCGCCGAGUGUUUCUCACUCUGGUGUGACGAACAACCGGAGAACGCGGCGACUAUAUUCAACCUCGUCUCCAGUCGGCUUGAGUCAUCCAUCACUGAGAACUGCGAGGAAUUGUUCAAGAAAUACAACGUGAAAGAGAACCUUGACAACCUGCACGCUGUCGUGAACGCCGCACGCGCGAGAAGGCAGACAGGCUACGACGGAAGGGACGUAUGGAGAGAGGACCUCCAACCUCGAGGCGCAGUCAGGGCUAGAACCGUGCCCUUACUGGAGAUGGAACGCGACCGCCUUCGCGCGGAGCUGUCCCAGCUCACCGAGGAGAACUCUGAACUGCAAUCGCAGAUGCAUCGCAACGUGCAGGCCAAAGAAGAAGCCGACGCUGAUGCUGCAAAACUCCUUGACGUUUUGGACCGGGCAUUUGCGAAGUGGAGCCAGUUACCCCUCGAGGAAAUGCAGACAUGGGCUCUUACAACUGCUGAAUCUGCGGGGAGCAAGGCCUAGGGACUCCCCGUAGCUACGUGCUAUAUAUGCUGUGUAAAAGAGUGUUGUACUUGUACCCUUGAUGACGUGAAUCUUGU
Trametes versicolor FP-101664 SS1 is the source of this 686-nucleotide messenger RNA. RefSeq lists its product as uncharacterized. Gene Ontology annotation, cellular component: MIS12/MIND type complex. Bases 1 to 609 code for a protein of 202 amino acids. Gene Ontology annotation, biological process: chromosome segregation. The record is from RefSeq and is a predicted model, not a curated record. NCBI's taxonomy places the organism in Eukaryota, Fungi, Basidiomycota, Agaricomycetes, Polyporales, Polyporaceae. The transcript has 5 exons.